Drosophila obscura is the source of this 1239-nucleotide messenger RNA. Its product is annotated as B-cell receptor-associated protein 31. Gene Ontology annotation, biological process: endoplasmic reticulum to Golgi vesicle-mediated transport; intracellular protein transport. Lineage: Eukaryota; Metazoa; Arthropoda; Insecta; Diptera; Drosophilidae. The coding region runs from base 190 to 894 and encodes 234 amino acids. Gene Ontology annotation, cellular component: endoplasmic reticulum; endoplasmic reticulum membrane. The record is from RefSeq and is a predicted model, not a curated record. The transcript is spliced from 3 exons.
GCAUAUUUGUACACAAAAAAAAAACAGAGUUGACGUGGCCGCGAAGAGACUGCAUUAAAAAUACAUAUUUCAUCACUGCGAUACAUUUUAAUUUUUGCUAUUUAAAACACACCAGAAAAAUCGAAAUCAUCGAAAUCGACCAGUUCUAAAGUUUAACUUUGUCGUGUCCAGAAAUUUGCAUUCGGAAAAAUGAGUUUAGUCUGGACUUUGAUCGCCGGCUUUCUCUAUGCAGAGAUUGCAUUGGUUUUGCUGCUGGUUCUGCCCGUGGCCAGCCCCUACAGGUGGAAUCGCUUCUUCAAGUCCAAAUUCCUGGCCAUGCUCGCACAGCAGGCGCACAUCUAUUUCUUCUUGAUUAUGGGUGUAUUGGUCUUGUUCUUGUUGGAGGCAAUACGCGAGAUGCGCAAGUAUUCGAACUAUGAGCAGACCGGCGAGGUGCACCUGAACGUGGAGAUGCAGCACAGCAUGCGCCUGUUCCGUGCCCAGCGCAACUUUUACAUCUCUGGCUUUUCGAUUUUCCUGGUUCUGGUCAUCCGCCGCUUGGUAACACUGGUCUCGGCCCAGGCCAAUCUGCUGGCCCAGAGCGAGGCCUCGAUGAAGCAGGCCCAGAGCGCCACGGCUGCGGCUCGUUCCCUGAUGGAGGACAAGAAGACCGAGAAGGCCAAGGAGGCCGGUGAGGACAGCACACUGAAUGAGCUCAACAAGCUGCGCGAGCGCGUCCAGGAGCUCACUUCCGAGCUGAACCGCGAGAAGAAGGACAAGGAGGCUGUCAAGUCGCAGGCCGAGAGCAUCAACCGUGAAUACGACCGCCUCACCGAGGAGUACAGCAAGCUGCAGAAGCAGAUCACCAUCGGUGGCAAGGGAACAACCACUGCCGCCAGCAGCAAGGAUGAUUGAGCACUCAGCAAGAGGCCGAGUCCAAUACUUUAAUACCGAUAAGACUUAUAAACGGCGGUGGGGCACAGCGACAGCAAAAACACACAUUUAAAAAGGAUUAUAAACGAUUAGGAAUCGAAAAAGCACACACAUUAUAAUGUUAAUUCUCAUACCACAACACCACACGCAUUGAUAAAGGUUUAUUGAUACGUGUUGCGAAUUCUCUACAUUAUGUUUUUCUAUGCCUGAUACUGAUACUGUUUGCUUUCUUUCGUACUCUUUGCAUUAAUCAGUAUAUCGUAAGUUUUGUUUUGCCACAGGAUAUAACACAAGCCGUGGCUAAUAAAAUAACAAUUAUAAAACACA